Molecule: messenger RNA, 717 nt
Organism: Sphaerodactylus townsendi
Lineage: Eukaryota; Metazoa; Chordata; Lepidosauria; Squamata; Sphaerodactylidae
Product: syntaxin-7-like
Exons: 6
Coding region: 211-651 (146 amino acids)
Biological process (GO): vesicle fusion; vesicle-mediated transport; intracellular protein transport
Cellular component (GO): membrane; SNARE complex; synaptic vesicle
Molecular function (GO): SNARE binding; SNAP receptor activity
Source: RefSeq, a predicted model, not a curated record
CGCCGCCGCCGCCGCCGCCCCCAUUUCCCGGGGAGGCCCUUCCUGCAGCAGCAGCAGCAGCUGGUCCGGUGGGAGGGGAGCGGCCGCCCCUGGCUCGGGGUCAGCUGAGCGCUCGAGUGCGGCGCCCGGCCCGGCGGCGAGGCCAGAGGCGGCCAGGUUGGGGUGGUGUUACUGGUGAAUCUACUGACCUACAGUAUUCAGUGAUCAGCCAUGGAAUACAACGAAGGUAUCAGUGGGGACCCUAAUCAACUAGCCCAGCAAAUAACUUCCAAUAUCCAGAAAAUCACACAAUGCUCUGCAGAAAUACAAAGAGUACUGAAUCAGCUUGGAACACCACAAGACACGCAUGAAUUGCGGCAACAGUUACAACAGAAGCAACAAUAUACAAAUCAACUUGCCAAAGAGACUGACAAAUACAUUAAAGAGUUCGGAUCUCUGCCUUCAGUAAGCGAACAGCGUCAAAGAAAAAUACAGAAAGACCGACUUGUGAAUGAGUUUACUACAGUACUUACCAACUUCCAGCGGAUCCAAAGGCAGGCUGCUGAGAGAGAGAGGGAAUUUGUUGCAAGAGUACGAGCUAGCUCCAGGGUGUCAGGGGGUGCCCCUGAGGAAAGUUACAGAGAAGGAACAUUAGUAUCUUGGGAGAGGUAAGAUACGUAAUAAAGCCCGACAAUGACAGUUUUUAAAUCACGUGUGCGUGUGUAUAAUAAAAUACAA